Messenger RNA from Trematomus bernacchii (emerald rockcod), 1888 nucleotides. It is a transcript of the gene wnt10b, whose product is annotated as wingless-type MMTV integration site family, member 10b. The record is from RefSeq and is a predicted model, not a curated record. The transcript has 4 exons. NCBI's taxonomy places the organism in Eukaryota, Metazoa, Chordata, Actinopteri, Perciformes, Nototheniidae. Gene Ontology annotation, biological process: neuron differentiation; multicellular organism development; cell fate commitment. Gene Ontology annotation, cellular component: extracellular region. Gene Ontology annotation, molecular function: frizzled binding; cytokine activity. The coding region runs from base 81 to 1370 and encodes 429 amino acids.
UUCUUUUUUUGAUAUUCUCAUUCAAUACAGGACUUUAUUACGAGUGUUUUAAUGUCACGUCGCGAAAGACGCUUAACAAAAUGGAGCUAUCAAACAAACUCCGUUGGGACCAAUUCCUGAUUUUGGCAGCAGCACUUAUGUCACCUGCAUUAACGGUGCUGUGUAAUGAUAUUCUCAGCCUGAAGGUGGCAGGAGAUCCAGUGCUAACCCCUAACUCAGUGUGCCUGAGGCUGGCAGGCCUCAGCAAGCGUCAGAUGAGGAUGUGUGUGCGGAGCCCCGAUGUGACGGCCUCCGCUCUGCAGGGCAUCCAGGUGGCCAUUCACGAAUGCCAGCACCAGCUCCGGGAUCAGCGCUGGAAUUGCUCCUCACUGGAGGGACUUGGCAAGCUUCCCCACCACAACACCAUCCUCAACAGGGGUUUUCGCGAGAGUGCCUUCUCCCUGGCCCUGUUGGCAGCGGGCGUGGCUCACUCUGUGGCCUCGGCCUGCAGCAUGGGCAAGCUGCGGGGGUGUGGCUGUGAGGCCAAGCGUCGCCAGGACGAUGACAAGAUCCGCCUGAAACUCACACAGCUGCAGCUGCAGACCCUGCAGAAGGGUGGAGUAGGCCUCGCCAUGUCACGAUCGUUACCCUCAGAGCUCAACGGUCACCAUGGCGACCUGCCCGCUAACCUGCGCUCCACCCAUCCCUCGGCCCUGCUCAAGCCCAUACCAGAUGAGUUGAGCUCCAUGCAGGAGACGUGGGAGUGGGGGGGUUGCAGCCAUGACGUCCGUUUUGGGGACCGUUUUUCCAGGGACUGGCUGGACUCCCGCGGCUCUCCAAGAGACAUCCACGCUCGCAUGAGGAUACACAACAACCGUGUGGGACGACAGAUAGUGACUGACAACAUGAAGAGGAAGUGCAAAUGUCACGGGACAUCAGGGAGCUGCCAGUUUAAGACCUGCUGGCAUGUGUCUCCAGAGUUCCGGCUUGUGGGUUCUCUACUCAGGGAAAAGUUCUUGUCAGCCAUCUUUGUCAACUCCCAGAACAAGAACAAUGGGGUUUUCAACCCUCGAACAGGAAACAGCGCCGGCGGAAGCACAGGCGGACCCAACAGAGGUCGCCGACGGACCAUGUCCAGAGAGCUGGUGUACUUUGAGAAGUCUCCUGACUUCUGUGAGCACGAUGCCUCUGUAGACUCUCCGGGUACACAAGGACGCAUUUGCAACAAAACCAGCUACAGCACAGACAGCUGCGGCUCGUUGUGCUGCGGCCGCGGACACAACAUCCUGAGACAGACACGCAGUGAGCGCUGCAACUGCAGGUUCCACUGGUGUUGCUACGUGCUGUGUGAGGAGUGUCGUCUCACAGAGUGGGUCAGUGUGUGCAAGUAGAUCUCCAAGUCCCAGAUGCCUUUACCCAUCCCAGACUCAAGAUGGUGAGCCUGUCCCCUCGCCCACUCCUUUUGUUCGAGCCUUUGUUAUCCUCCUUGUGUAACUCUCCCAGAAGUCUGUUUAUCCCCCCUUUCCUUUUUUUGGGUCCAUCAUCUGGGAUCUAUUUUCUCUUUGUAGCCGCUGUUAUUCUCAAAAUGCCAAGUCAGAGAUUGAAGAGGUGACUCACGACAUUUGUCCUGCUAUGGUUGUUUAGACGCUGCCCUCUCAGCCAUGAAAACAGCAAAUACCCAAUCUUUUCUAUCCCACAAAACAAAGCAACAGUGAACAGCAAAGAAGCAUUUCUAUUUUAAUGUCUACAUGAUGACUCAUCACAUUGUACAAUAGGUGUGUAUUUAAAUGUGUACAUGUAUAUUUGUAAAUGUAUUAUUAUUAAUAUUAAGAUUGUGUUGUGCCUUUCUUUUUGGUUAUAGUUACUGACAGACUUAUGCGUAAGAGUGGUUUAGUGCUGUAAAACAGAG